Messenger RNA from Melopsittacus undulatus (budgerigar), 574 nucleotides. RefSeq names its product cornichon family AMPA receptor auxiliary protein 2 (gene CNIH2). Gene Ontology annotation, biological process: endoplasmic reticulum to Golgi vesicle-mediated transport; regulation of AMPA receptor activity. The transcript is spliced from 6 exons. NCBI's taxonomy places the organism in Eukaryota, Metazoa, Chordata, Aves, Psittaciformes, Psittaculidae. The coding region runs from base 1 to 483 and encodes 160 amino acids. Gene Ontology annotation, cellular component: COPII-coated ER to Golgi transport vesicle; endoplasmic reticulum membrane; dendrite. The record is from RefSeq and is a predicted model, not a curated record.
AUGGCCUUCACGUUCGCCGCCUUCUGCUAUAUGUUAACGUUGGUGCUGUGCGCGGCGCUCAUCUUCUUCGUCAUCUGGCAUAUCAUCGCCUUUGAUGAGCUCCGGACAGACUUCAAGAACCCCAUUGAUCAGGGGAACCCUGCGCGGGCGCGUGAGCGGUUGAAGAACAUUGAGCGGAUCUGCUGCCUCCUGCGCAAGCUGGUUGUGCCCGAGUACUGCAUCCACGGCCUCUUCUGCCUCAUGUUCCUGUGCGCGGCCGAGUGGGUGACACUGGGGCUGAACCUGCCCCUGCUGCUGUACCACCUGUGGAGGUACUUCCACCGCCCGGCCGAUGGCUCUGAGGGUCUCUUCGAUGCCGUCUCCAUCAUGGACGCCGACAUCCUGGGCUACUGCCAGAAGGAGGCUUGGUGCAAGCUGGGCUUCUACCUGCUCUCCUUCUUCUACUACCUGUACAGUAUGGUGUACACACUGGUGAGCUUCUGAGGCCCCCUCAAUCCCCUCCCCCCAUGGCCAGCGCCCGGAGUCACGUGACCCACGGGAGGAAAAGGAGGGGGGGGAGGGGCACGACUGGCGC